Messenger RNA from Seminavis robusta, 2550 nucleotides. Lineage: Eukaryota; Bacillariophyta; Bacillariophyceae; Naviculales; Naviculaceae. The record is from the annotation of a GenBank genome assembly.
AUGACCCUUCACUGCAUCCAACGCGUCAACCUUGCCUUUCUUAUUAUCGCUGUUGUUUCCACCAGUAUUCUGCCAAGCCAAGCCGAGAUUGUGGAACUGGAUGUUGCCAAUUUCGAGACCACUUUGACGCGGCAACCAUGGACAUGUGUGUUGUUUUAUGAUGGCCACGAUGACAGGAGCAGUGCGGAAGGUGACGAGCUUUUGAACAGCUUGGAUGCAGAAGCUGCUGGUCGAUAUGCCUUGGCUCGUUUGGAUAUCUGUCGGCACAGCUAUUACCGUCGAGCGUAUACCGACGAUGACGACGAAGACGAGCCAUUUUUGGAGGCAUAUUACACAGACUUUCCUGAUAAUCCCAGCACUUUGAUGGACUCGAUGACGACUCUGAGCCCGUCAUCACUGCUCAAGUUUGUCGACGUGUUUUGGGAGAACAAACUGGUUUUGAUGGGCAAUGAUUUCAACAUCUACGCCGAGAUGCCGUUGAACACGGGAACUGCCAGUCUGGAACAUCUGGUUGGCAAUGCAACACGCUGGUUGGGUCAACGCACACAUUUACUUCCAGUCAAUAGUACUAGUCUUAUUACAGCACCAAGGCAGCUACAAGACAAUCAACGCAAGGAGGCUCUGCUGGAUGACAAAAACAACCCGCAAAAGAACGACUUUGAUUUCACAAGCUAUCAAGCUGAGGAAGAAGAAUACAGGGAGAGUUUAGAAGACGACGAAGAUUUUGUGUUGCAAACGGGCAGUGAAUCUUCUAGUGAUAAGUCAUUCUUCAAGUACCAGCGGAAAACAUUGAAUGUUGCCCUCAAGGCACAAGACUAUUUGCAACAACUGAGUCAAAUUAUUUGCAUCUACCUAAUGUGGACAGAGUCCUAUGAAAUUCUUUGGGAUGAGGACCGUAAGGCACGAGAAGAUACGCAGACCAAUUACGGGGGGCACUUGGAGCGACUUCAUAAGGAUGUCACAGAGUUGAUUGAAUCAGUGUUUGGUACUGAUGAGCAGGGCGGGAAGAAAAAUUCUACCAGCACAGAAGCCAAGCAACAAUCUUCGCGCACAGAGGUACCGCCCCUCAAAGCGUAUCUUGAAGAGUUUGUGCUCGGCUAUGGCCGAUCCCCAACAGCUCUGAAGGAGUAUAUUGAAACUGAACUGGUCGCCAAGUUUAGAGAAACUGCAGCUGGCCGUCGAAACCAACGCAAAGAAACAACAAUCGAGUUUGCUUUGGCCAGACACUUGAAAGAUUACAUGUCAUUGUGGAUUGACACCGAUAAGAACAACCGACGCUACACCACGACCUUGGCCAAGCUCGUUCAAAAUUGGCACAACUUGCUGGUGGACUUUCACGCUUCCCUUCACAAAUCUUUCGAGCUCUACUUGAAAGCUCAAAAGUCCAUUCAAUCCACCGAUUUCCCAAGGGCAUCCCUACCUGUAUUGGAUAUCACUGAUCCCGACAAUACCGCCUUGUUGUCCAACUACACGGCAUUUCAUGAACAAUACACUCAGACUGCUACACCUGUGGUACUAUCCAACGUGCAGAUGUUCACGGGUGACAAGGCGUGGACUUUCGAUGAGAUCGUCAAGGCUUGUGGAAAGGUAGAUGUGACUCUUGAUCUCCAAACCGUCUUGCCUGUAGGCCAACCUUCCAACAAGGAGUGGGGAGGUUUGGGGGAAUACCUCCUGGAUUUCUCCCUGGUACUACCUCACAGGAGGAUCGAGGAGGACGAAGAAGAGGACGAGGACGAAUCUGGCAAAGUCCUGGAUGACGACGAAGAAGAUGAUUUCUAUAACUACGAUGAGAGUAUCAACCUGGAACAAUUCUCCAUACUCUCAUUCCUGGUGAAGAACCUAUACCUGUUUGAUUGGAAUCUUCUGGGUAAAUGUGACAACAUUCUUUACAACCGGACCUUGUACGAGACAACUCCUUCCUUUCAGAUCCCAACGGUGUUUGGGGCCUUUGACUUGAUGCAACGGGUGACAGUACAUCAGUUUGCAGACUACUGGCCUGCUCUGUUUGCCGGUACUCCUGGUACCCAUACAAAAUUGCAUACGGACCCAAAAUCCAUGGGCUUCUUCCUUUGGCUGCAGUCCGGGCGAAAACGGUGGACCGUUUUUCACCCGUCCGAGCGGCCAUACUUGUACCCUCGCUUCUACACGGAUUCGUACGUUCCAGACGUCCUGGGAAUGGAUAGAGUUACGAAAUCCGGAUUGCGUGCCAACAAGUACUUGUCAAAGCGCUUCCCACUUUUGCAUCGGACCGAGCAAGUUUACGAAUUCAUUCAAGAGCCCGGGCAACUGGUGUACAUUCCGCCUAACUGCCCAUAUGCCGAGGACAACAUCGACGAAGAUGGCCUGACUGUAGGCAUUGCAAUGAACAUUGUACCUCAUGAGGUAGCCUAUGGUGCACACCUGUACGACCAAAUCCACCGGUAUAGGGAGUUUGGGUCAGUGGAAUUGGCACUCAAGUACAAGCUAUUUGAGGACAGUGCGGACGAACCGAGCACACGGGUACGCGACGAUGGACUUUACAUGACCUUGGCGGAGUUCAAGGCACAAUAA